Messenger RNA from Gongylonema pulchrum, 1506 nucleotides. The record is from the annotation of a GenBank genome assembly. Lineage: Eukaryota; Metazoa; Nematoda; Chromadorea; Rhabditida; Gongylonematidae.
AUGGUUGUCGUCAAUUUCACGCAGAAUUUAUCCUCCGUGCUUUUGGAUCAGAAACGUUUGCGCAGCGAGCAGUUAACGUUUUUCACGCGGCACUGGGGUGAUUCGUUUGUUCAUAAAAACCGUGUUCCUUCUUCUCCAUUGUUGCGGACCGUGCCACCAGACUAUUUCAACAAAUAUCUUGAAACCACAGCGAAGAAGCAUCGACAGUGUUUGAGAGCAAAGCGUGAACUCCGGCGCACUUUAGCACGUCAUCAACAAGACACACGUACUGACGCCGAUGAUGUACCCACGAUUUUACUAGAUCCGCAUUUUUCAUUGGCUGACUCGCGCACUUUCGAAGCAAUAUUCCUAGAGCCAGUAUGUGGUGAGCCAGACCGCCUGAAUGUCGAUGGCAAACCGUAUACGACUUUCUUGGAGCGGCAGCGUCGUGACAGUGGUACUUCGCUCACACUGAGCAUCUCCGAAGAUGCAAAGUCGUUGCAGCCCCAUGAAUCCUAUGAAGCUGGGGGCGGCCGUUACUUUCGCCCAUACGAUGUGCUACAGAACUGCCUGGAAUUUUAUCAUGAUCUAGUGGAUGCAAGGCUCAACAAUCAGCUGGCAGCAAAGUCCAAUUCCUUCUGGAAAGCUGUUAUUUCCUGUGGAAGUUUGAGUGGCGAAUUGGCGGAUGCAAAAGAAAAAGUUGCAUUAGUAAGGUGGAAUUUGAAAAAAGUGGAUGUGAAAUUAUAUCACCGUAUGGUCAAGGUCAUAAGUCUCUAUAAGGCGCGACAGCAGCAGACUAAAAUACUGCAAAAAUUACAGGACAUGACAUGCCUGCGUGAUGCUCAGUUAACUGUCCAAAUGCUUCUUAAUCAAAGUGACUACCCAAAAGCUCUGGAGUGCAUUGAAACAGCGCAAGAUGUUCUGAACAACGAGCUGCGUGGCGUUGUUUGUUUUAGGCAUUUGGGUUCACAGUUACAGGAAUUGCAUAAAGUUAUUGCAAAAAUGUUGUAUGAAGAGUUUGUAACACUAAUACAGAGGGAACUGGGUCGUCAGUGUGAAAACGAAAAUGAAGCUGCUUAUCAAGAGGGUCAGUUAAAUCCUAUUGUGAUCGGACUACUGCGUGUACGAGAGUAUCGUUUUGUCCAAGUAUUACAACAGGAAAUUGUUGAAGCACUGAAAAACACUUUAAGACAGAUAAUGAAGGCGCAUGUUCUGAAAAGUAUUAGUGAUGACGAGCUGUCGGAAUUCGAUCCAUCACUUGGCAAUUUAUGUACCCAGAUGCGCAGACUGGAUUUCAACCAAUGGUUCAAUGCGUUGAAACACGUCCUUCAUGUACUGUAUUUGAUGUGUCGCCGGGUACAGAGCAUACAGGAAGUGAUCAUCGAUAAUAUUGAACAUUUCUCGAAUACUGUGGCGAGGAGGCCAAGCCAAACAGAACAAAAUGUCGAUGAGCUGUGCUCCUCGACUUUUGUUUCUGAAUCUAAUGGAAAAUUAUUAGCCCGGUAUAUUUUUUAUAGUUGGUCGUAA